Molecule: messenger RNA, 1746 nt
Organism: Raphanus sativus (radish)
Lineage: Eukaryota; Viridiplantae; Streptophyta; Magnoliopsida; Brassicales; Brassicaceae
Product: myb family transcription factor PHL6
Molecular function (GO): DNA binding; DNA-binding transcription factor activity
Source: RefSeq, a predicted model, not a curated record
CUUCUCUACUCUUCCUUCUUCCUCGAUUCCCAUUCGCUAGCCUCCCUAGCCAAAUCUCAUUGUCUCUUCUCCGCUAGCUUCCUGAUUUGGAUAAAACUUCAUCUCGAGGGGAUCAAUCCUCUAAAGUGUUGAGCUUUCUUUCUUUUUUUUUUUACUUAUGCAGGAGUUACAAAAAAAAAAGGCAGAAGACUUUAUCAUCUUGUCAGCAACUUGAAGUCCCCAUAGCUUAUGGCAGAUCUUGCCAUGAGACCAUCUUGAUUUGGUGUAAGAAAAACCCAUUUGGUCAAGCAAAAUCAUGAACAGUCGUCAUAGGCUUGUGUCAACAGCACAAGACGAAUGCGAUAAAAGAGUUCAAAAAGCUUGCUCGUCUUCUCAUCUCUCUCCAGCCUAUAACUUUCUGAAUGUCCAGUCAGAAACCAUGAAAUCUCCUUUCAUACGCUCACAAUCACCAGAUUGGCCAAAGAAUAAUAGUAGUUCUCGGGGCACGUUUUCACGGUCUUCCACCUUCUGCACGAACCUCUACUCGUCAUCUUCUUCAACCUCUGAGACUCAAAAACAUUUGGGAAACAGUCUUCCAUUCCUCCCUGAUCCCUCUGCUCACAGCACCCACUCAGCUUGUGGUGUGGAGUCUGCAAGAUCUCCAUCUAUAUUCAGUGAGGAUUUGAGCAAUCCAUUUGAUGGAGACAACUCCGGGUUGCUUGCCAAAGAUUUCCUUAAUCUUUCUGGUGAUGCUUGUUCCAAUGGAGGAGGUUUCCAUGAUCUUGACUGUUCGAAUGACAGCUAUUGCUUAUCAGAUCAAAUGGAGUUGCAGUUUCUGUCUGAUGAACUUGAGCUGGCUAUCACAGACCGAGCUGAGACUCCCAGGCUUGAUGAGAUCUAUGAAACGCCAUUGGCUUCAUCAUCAAAUCCAGUGACUGGAAAGAGUCCAAGCCAAAGAUGUGUGGCUGGAGCAAUGUGCAUUGACGCAGCAGUUUCAUCUCACCCUUCUCCAAAAUCAUCAUCAGCAUCAGCUGCCAAUCACAAGCCGAGAAUGAGAUGGACCCCUGAGCUCCAUGAGAGUUUUUUGAAGUCAGUGAACAAACUUGAAGGGUCUGAAAAGGCCACUCCAAAAGCUGUUCUGAAGCUUAUGAAUGUUGAGGGCUUGACGAUCUACCAUGUCAAAAGCCACUUGCAGAAGUAUAGACUAGCAAAGUAUAUGCCAGAGAGAAAAGAAGAGAAAAAGAAUGUUAACUCAGAGGAAAAGAAACUCGCUUUGAGCAACAGUGAAGCUGAUGAGAAGAAAAGAGGGGCGAUACAGUUAACUGAAGCUCUGCGUAUGCAGAUGGAAGUUCAAAAGCAAUUGCAUGAACAACUCGAGGUGCAACGGGUGCUUCAGCUGCGGAUAGAAGAGCAUGCUAAAUACUUGGAAAAGAUGCUUGAAGAACAACGCAAAGCCGGAAGGCUAUUUUCACCUAGUGAUGACUCUAAACCAGAUUCUCAAAACAUGUCCCAAACCGAAGCAUCUCUGCCUCAGCCGCCACCAUCAUCUGCAAAGAACAUAGCUUCUGAAACAGAAGAUGAGCAGUGUGAGUCGCCUCAGAAACGUCGCAAGCUUGAGGACAAUACUAAACCUCAAGAUUCUGAGAGAUAGCAGGUUUCUUUUUUAAGUAUGUAUGUAUAUAUGAUAUGGUUUUGUGUAGUUUGGUAAAGGGGAUCUUUGUCGGACGCGUGUAAACUUAUUAAGUAUCUUUGAGGAUGUUCCUUGGA